GAUUGCGCGUAUACAUACACAUGUAUUUCCGCUUAAGAUCACUGUGAAGUUAUUAUAUUUCGUAUGAACGAAAAACCGUUGGCGCCAUAAACUGGUAGGAUAUUGUGCCUUCAUGUAACCGGAAGAAAUUUGAAGAGAAUUCUUGUUUGAUAAGUAUCUUGUUCUAACUAAAAAAAUGGUUGGAAAGGGGAAGAUGUAUGUAAUAAAGCGCGAUGGGCGUAAAGAAGAUGUUCAUUUUGAUAAAAUAACAUCUCGAAUACAAAAGUUAUGUUAUAAUUUAGACAUGGAUUAUGUGGACCCUUCUGCAAUUACUUUUCGUGUUAUCAGUGGAUUAUAUUCAGGUGUUAGUACAGUCGAAUUAGAUAAUCUUGCAGCUGAAACUGCAGCUACUAUGACUACCAAACAUCCAGAUUAUGCUAUAUUGGCAGCAAGAAUUGCUAUCUCUAAUUUACAUAAAGAAACAAAAAAAAGUUUCAGCGACGUAAUACAUGAUUUACAUCAUGUUAAAGAGCAAUAUACGAAUAAACCUAGACCUGUGAUUCAUGAAACAUACUAUAACAUCAUUCAAAAUAAUGCAAACAAAUUAAACUCUGCAAUAAUUUAUGACAGAGAUUUUAAUUAUAACUAUUUUGGCUUUAAAACUCUUGAGAGAAGUUAUUUACUUAAGAUACAUGGAAAGGUUGUUGAACGACCACAACACAUGUUAAUGAGAGUCUCAGUUGCUAUCCAUGGCGAGGAUAUUGACAGAAUUAUAGAAACUUACAAUUUCUUAUCAGAACGUUAUUUUACACAUGCAUCGCCAACACUCUUCUCUGCAUGUACUAUCAGACAACAAAUGUCUAGUUGCUUUCUUCUGACAAUGACUGAAGAUAGCAUAGAAGGAAUUUAUGAUACAUUAAAAAGAUGUGCACUUAUUAGUAAAUCAGCUGGUGGUAUUGGACUCAAUGUUCAUUGCAUUCGAGCAAGAGGGACUCCGAUUGCUGGUACCUUUGGUGUAUCCAAUGGUUUAAUUCCAAUGAUCAGAGUAUACAAUAACACAGCUCGAUAUGUUGAUCAAGGUGGAAAUAAGAGACCCGGAGCAUUUGCUAUUUACUUAGAACCAUGGCAUGCUGAUAUUUUUGAUUUUCUGCAUCUCAAAAAGAACACAGGUAAAGAAGAAAAUAGAGCACGAGAAUUGUUUUAUGCUUUAUGGAUUCCUGAUCUGUUCAUGAAAAGAGUACUUGAAAAUGGAGUGUGGACUUUAAUGUGCCCCCAUGAAUCUCCUGGUUUGGCUGACGUGUGGGGCGAUGAAUUUGAAGCUCUCUAUAUGCGGUACGAAAAUGAGAAAAGAUAUAAACAGCAAAUUCAAGCUAGAGACUUAUGGACUGCAAUCCUUGUAACACAAGUAGAAACAGGAACUCCUUAUAUGCUAUAUAAAGAUCAUUGUAAUCGAAAAUCAAAUCAUCAAAAUAUAGGAACAAUCAAAUGUAGUAACUUAUGCACAGAAAUUGUUCAGUAUUCUAGUCCAGAUGAAGUUGCUGUAUGUAAUUUGGCUUCAGUUGCCGUUAAUAUGUUUGUAAACACUGCUUCCAAAACUUUCGAUUUCCAAAAGCUGAAGAAAGUUACUAAAAUAGUUACUCGUAAUCUUGAUAAAGUAAUCGACGUCAAUUAUUAUCCAAUUCCGGAAGCAAAAAAAUCCAAUUUAAGGCAUAGACCUAUCGGUAUGGGUAUACAAGGACUUGCUGAUGCAUUCCUUUUAAUGCGCUAUCCAUUUGAAAGUGAGGAAGCACAAAAACUUAAUAUCCAAAUAUUUGAAACUUUAUAUUAUGGUGCCCUUGAAGCAAGUUGUGAGAUUGCUAUGGAAAAAGGUACAUACGAAACGUACGAAGGUAGUCCAGUUAGUAAAGGCAUUUUACAAUAUGAUAUGUGGAAUGUUACUCCAACUGAUUUAUGGGAUUGGAAAGCACUGAAAGAAAAAAUCGCAAAACACGGAGUUAGAAACUCUCUGUUAAUUGCACCCAUGCCAACAGCUUCCACAGCACAAAUUUUAGGAAAUAAUGAAUCUGCUGAACCUUACACUAGUAAUAUAUACACAAGACGAGUACUCUCCGGAGAAUUUCAAGUUGUAAACCCUCAUUUGUUACGAGAUUUAACUGAAAGAGAUCUCUGGGAUGAUGAUAUGAAAAAUGAAAUUAUAGCAAAUAAUGGAUCUAUUCAGAGUAUAGAACGUAUACCGGAGGAUCUGAAAAUCCUUUAUAAAACAGUCUGGGAAAUACCACAAAAAACAAUCUUAAAAAUGGCGGCAGAUCGCGGCGCAUUUAUUGACCAGUCACAAUCGUUAAAUGUUCACAUGGCGAAACCAACAGCGGAAAAAUUAACUUCGAUGCAUUUUUAUGGAUGGCAAAUAGGUUUAAAAACCGGCAUGUACUAUUUAAGAACAAAGCCGGCAGCGAAUGCACUUCAGUUCACGGUUGAUAAAUCCAAAUUACAAAAUACCAGCACCAUAUCUCCUAAUCAAUCUCUUAACCGAUCUCUUAAUCAAUCUCUCAAUCAAUCUUUAAACCAGUCUCUUAAAACAGAGAAUGCGAAUGAAGAGACAGAUGAAUAUACCUCUACACAAGCAAAUGGUUGGAAGAAUGUUAAAAGUAAUGAAGAAAUUGAAGCCAUGUUUGCCUGCUCCCGCGAAAAUGGAGAUGCCUGCAUGGCUUGUGGAUCAUAAUUGUAGCUAUUUUAUGUACCACACACAGUACUUAAAUUAAACUUUUUUUACUGACAAAUCAGGUAAGGUACCUUAAGAAUUUAUGUGUAUUAUAUAUCAGUCAUUAUACCAUGUAUUGUGUGAUUUUGAAAACACAUUGGAACAAUCAAACAAAUCUCCGUCGAAAUUAUAAAUUAAAAUAUUAAAAAGUAAUGCUGAUUAAUUUCAUACCAGUGAACUUUAAACAAAAGAAAAUAUAUGUAUAUUCUCAUGAAAAAUAUUUCUUUAUAUGCAUCUGACUCUGGGUUCUUGUCUUCCUAUACUUUAAGAACUUCACGGUCUACCUAAAAACAAUAUGUAUCUUCUGAUAAUCUAAACAUAUUACCUGUAAUUUCUUUCUUAAUUACGUAUUCUCAAUUGUAAUAUCUUUCAUGAUAUAAAAUUGAAUACAGAAAUUAAAUAUUUAAUACGCAAUUUUAUAUUUAUA
Messenger RNA from Megalopta genalis, 3164 nucleotides. RefSeq names its product Ribonucleoside diphosphate reductase large subunit (gene RnrL). The record is from RefSeq and is a predicted model, not a curated record. Gene Ontology annotation, biological process: deoxyribonucleotide biosynthetic process. NCBI's taxonomy places the organism in Eukaryota, Metazoa, Arthropoda, Insecta, Hymenoptera, Halictidae. Gene Ontology annotation, molecular function: ATP binding; ribonucleoside-diphosphate reductase activity, thioredoxin disulfide as acceptor. Gene Ontology annotation, cellular component: ribonucleoside-diphosphate reductase complex.